AUGAUCGGAGAAAUCUAUGAAGUAGCGUUGGUCGGGUAUUGGCCAGUUGCUUUCCAUGAUGAAGCUGGGAUCGUUGCCGGCAGCCGCGUCCAAGUGCUUGCUGAUGAGGAACGGAUCAUCACUCGCACGCACGCACAGUCACCCACACUAUUGGCUGCCAAUCUCGUUGAAACCUACGCAUGCGCCCCUUCCACGGAACGCGGCCGUGGGAUUCUGAUAUCUGGCAACCCAAAAUUAAACUCCAUCCUAUACUGCAACGCAAGGUCCGUCUUCAUCCGUUACCUAGACAGUCCUCUCGACGUUGCCGUUUACGGUGAGCACAGUUAUCCGGUCACAGUCGCUCGUUACUCCCCCGACGGCGAGUGGAUCGCCUCCGCCGACGUCUCUGGAGUCAUACGGAUCUGGGGGACGCAUAACGAUUUCGUUUUGAAGAAUGAGUUCAAGUUACUUUCCGGUCGGAUCGAUGAUCUGCAGUGGUCGCCGGACGGGUUGAGGAUCGUUGCAUGUGGCGAUGGGAAAGGAAAGUCGUUUGUUCGCGCUUUAUGUCAGUGGGAUUCGGGGUCAACAGUGGGGGAUUUUGAUGGGCACUCGAAGAGGGUGCUAAGCUGUCAUUUUAAACCGACGAGGUCGUUCCGAAUUGCAAGUUGCGGAGAAGAUUUCUUGGUGAAUUUUUAUGAAGGUCCACCCUUUAAGUUCAAGUUAUCUCACCGGGGGCAUUCAAAUUUCGUCAACUGCAUUAGAUUUUCACCAGAUGGAAGCAAAUUGAUUAGCGUAAGCUCAGAUAAGAAGGGUAUAAUAUAUGAUGCAAAGAGUGGUGAAACAAUGGGAGCGCUGUCCAGUGAAGAUGGUCAUACAGGUAGCAUUUAUGCUGUUAGAUGGAGCGGAGAUAGUAAACAUGUAAUUACUGUUUCUGCUGACAAGACUGCCAAGAUAUGGGAGAUAUCUGACGAUGGUACGGGAAAAGUGAUGAAAACAUUGGGAUGCACUGGAUCUGGUGGAGUGGAGGACAUGCUUGUUGGAUGUCUCUGGCAGAAUGAUCAUAUCAUUACAGUUUCCCUUGCUGGCACAAUUAACUUGUACGCUGCUAGUGAUCUUGAUAGACAACCGUUAUGUUUGUCUGGACAUAUGAAGAACGUAAAUACAUUAACUCUACUCCAAAGCGAUGAAAAGAAAAUUUUAUCCAGCAGCUUUGAUGGAUAUAUUUUUAGAUGGAUUCCAGGGACUGGAUUCCAGCAGCUUAGGGUUAUCAAUGGCCUGGCUCAAGUCCUUUGGUUGACUUCCAACAUCUAUCUGGACUUGAGCCAGGCCAUUGAUAACCCUAAGCUGGCUUUAGUUUCAACUGAUUCUGGAGUUCUAUUGCUUAAGGAUCUGCAAGUACUUGCAAGCAUUAACGUUGGGUUUGCAGGGACAGCAUCUGUUAUUGCACCUGAUGGAAGUGAGGCUAUUGUGGGGGGGGGGGGGCAGGAUGGUAAGUUGCAUAUAUAUUCUGUCUCAUGUGAUUCUCUUAAAGAAGAAGCAACCCUUGAGAAGCAUAGAGGUCCAAUUAGCGUUCUACGGUAUUCGCCAGAUUUUUCCAUGUUUGCUUCUGCCGAUCUAAACCGUGAAGCAGUUGUUUGGGAUCGUACCUCCAAAGAGGUGAAGCUUAAUAACAUGUUGUUCCACUCAGCUCGUAUCAAUUGCCUUGCUUGGUCCCCUAAUAGCACCAUGGUGGCUACGGGAUCACUAGACACUAACGUAAUCAUAUACGAAAUUGCAAAACCUGCUUCCAACCGCAUAAUCGUAAAGCAUGCUCAUCCUGGUGGAGUUUAUGGUUUGGUUUUUAUUGACGACUGCACCGUGGCUAGUUCAGGGGAGGACGCCUGCAUCCGUGUAUGGAAGAUAGUGCAGUAA
Molecule: messenger RNA, 1890 nt
Organism: Hibiscus syriacus
Lineage: Eukaryota; Viridiplantae; Streptophyta; Magnoliopsida; Malvales; Malvaceae
Product: actin-interacting protein 1-1-like
Exons: 8
Coding region: 1-1890 (629 amino acids)
Biological process (GO): actin filament depolymerization; positive regulation of actin filament depolymerization
Cellular component (GO): cortical actin cytoskeleton
Molecular function (GO): actin filament binding
Source: RefSeq, a predicted model, not a curated record